AAAAGCCCGUACCGGAUCCGCUAGCUAACAAGUAGCCGCAUAAAACUAUUGGCCCAAUGCUCACUUCGAAUCAUUCGCCAGCUGGAAGUCGUUCGUCACGGGUGCUCAAUUCGGACUCAGGAUCGGGUUGGCCGCCGUCGAUUACCCGCGAUUACCCCCGUAACCUUCAGUUCCGUGCAAGGUGCAGCUGCAGCAGUGCUUCAAACGUAGUUCGUAGUGGACGUAGUUUCGCGAAACGAACAAACUACAAGCAACGGUUCGGAAGACUAUAUUGAGUUAGCACGCGAAUCAAUUCACACGCACUCCAAACGUUCCGGGUGUUAGUAUAAGCAGUGGGAAUCGUGUUUUUAGGUUGCUCCGAGUGUAUGUGUGAAAACUGGUGAAAAAGUUGAGCGAAUUGGUUCUUGUUUAUAGCACUGAAUAUACGCACGUCUUUAGAGCUUCUUAUAGUUGCGCUUAUUAGUAUCAUGGCUGCGUGCUAUGUAUUAAUGGCUGCGUAUGUUGCUCUUUGCAUCGUUUCUUAGUGAUAAUGGAAUAAUCAGUUUACCAGACCCUGAGGAUUGUGUAAAUGAUAGCAAACGGUCUUAAAGUCGCCCAACACUAAGCCAAAAAGUGUGCGGAGCAAUUUAGCAGCACGAUACAUUAGAUAAAGCCUAUGAUUGAAAGCUCAGAUUCUGAGCAUUCCACCGAAACCGGUGUUGAUGAGUGACAUACUUUAUAGGCGUCUAGCUCCGAACCGAGUCCCGAGGUCUUCCGAGACAUUCUACUGAAACGAAGAAGCGAAUAAAAAAGACCCCAGCUCUCGAACGCCAGACAUACGAGUGUCGUACAGUGCGGCGGAACAAGGAUUUUGUUUUGGGGAACUGCUAACUUUCCGGUGCUGCGAUUGAGUGUUACGAUUUACGAGCCGACAUCGCCUGGCGUUGAAAGCCAAAGCUAGAAGAAACCAGCUGCAAGGUCGAUAGCGCGUGCCCGGUGUUGGUGUAUCUUUCGGAGUGCAUGUUCUGCAGUUAACAAAAUGAGUGAUAUUAAGUGAAGUGCUUUGACAACAAACGAAUCCGAUAAUCAACAAUAAAUAAGAUCUCGAUUGUUACAUUCAAGUGUAGCAGAUUUGAUUUCUUUCGAUACAUUCGUGAAACGGUUAUCCAGUGCAAACAGUGCAGCUGCAUCAUGGCAAAGCUGAAAAUAGUUGGUGGGCGGCCCAUAACGAUGGAUGAAGCUAUCGAACUACGACAAACGGUAUUCGGAUCAGCAGCCAGUCCUCCACGUGGUGAAUGGACACGCACUGGAUUUACGUUCGGGCCUGCAAGCCAAGUAUGUAAACCCCCCCCCCCCCCGUUUCCCGCUUUCCGUACAAUUCAACACCGUACACGUUCCAUCCGACAGGAAUAUCCGUACGGACUGCGUACUCCUCGCAAUGCAACGAGAGGCAUGCAGUCCGUCCUGCAGGCACACAUCAUCAAGCAGUUCAUAUUCGACAACAAGCCCCGCGACAAAUCGGUCCCGCUCGAGGAGCUGCUGAAGCCGACCGAGGCGGAACAGGCCCUGUCCCUCUACACCGCCAUGUCGGACAUACUGUGGAACAUUGGCGAAAAGUCGAAAGCGAUCGUAGCGUUACCGGGCGAGGCGUCCCACAUACCGCACAGCCACGUUUACUUUCAGGACAAUGUCACGGAGAAGCUGUACUUUUUCGAGUUCACCAAGCUGGACGAUCUGCAGAUAUUUAUGAAGCGGUAUUUGCCCUACUUUACAGAGAAUCCUGGCCCAGGAACGCUGCUCUAUCUGUACAGUGCUGUAUUAACGCGUGGCAUGGAGAACAUGCGCAACGAUCUGGAUGCACCGAAGGGAGCCCAUCUGAUGGGACCGCACGAGGAAGGUUCCCUGAACGUCAUUACACUGCUGCUAACAGGGCGUGCAACGCCGUACCUGCACAAUGGCGUCGUGUACGUCGGCGACGAGGAUCACUACGCCGUACCACAAUUCGGAAUCCUGAGCCGUGGAGCGAUCGGGCUGCUAGUAUGGGAGGGAGAAAACGAGGCGAUGCGCUCCGCCUCCCGUAUGCCCGGUUCGCGACUCAAAACUCCGGCCACCCCGGUCUGGGUUAGCUGCUGCUGCGGCCAUUACGGAGUGCUGUUCAACUCUAACCGAGAGCUGCUGCGCAACUAUCACGCCGAAAAGCGAUUCGAGCUGCAUUACUACACUUGCGCCGGUUGUUACCUUUCGAUGACCGUCGACAACCGCGGACAGGACGAGGGCGGUGGCGAUAACGGUGAUCAGGAAGGGGACCGCAAGCGGGACGAUAUGGUCUCUACGCCGCUGGAAAGACUUAUACACACGAAGUGGAUGGACGCCAAGAUCACGUACCAUGGCGCUCUGCCGGCCUCGUUGAACUUCUAAAAGCUUAGCAUGGUUAUUUGUUGUGUGAUGUUUCGCCCAAUUAGAUCACAAUACUGACGAUUGUGAGCAGCACUUUCCCAUUUUGUUCCUAUGACUUCCCCUUUUCCUAUGUCUACAAUUUCCCUGAAGCGGAAAUAAUUUACACAUUUUUCCCCCAUUUCAGUAUUUUCGUUUCGGUUUCUCUAUCAACUGCUACUGCAACUGCAAUUGGAUGCUGGAUUCUGGAAGGAAACUGAACUCGCGCGAACCAAACCAACGAACCGCAUGCUCGAUUUUUUGGUCCCCCGUAAACAAGACUCACUUGCUGCUUGCUGUUCCGAAUAAAUAGGGAAUAAAUUGUUCUGCGCUUAGUUUCUUUUUAUUGUUCAAUCUUGCCAA
Molecule: messenger RNA, 2775 nt
Organism: Anopheles stephensi (Asian malaria mosquito)
Lineage: Eukaryota; Metazoa; Arthropoda; Insecta; Diptera; Culicidae
Product: inactive ubiquitin carboxyl-terminal hydrolase MINDY-4B
Exons: 6
Coding region: 1171-2397 (408 amino acids)
Biological process (GO): protein K48-linked deubiquitination
Molecular function (GO): K48-linked deubiquitinase activity; cysteine-type deubiquitinase activity
Source: RefSeq, a predicted model, not a curated record